AGUAAAUUUUAGUACAAUGAACUGUUGAGAACUAAGAGAAGAGAGCACAAUAACAAAAAGAAAAAAAGAGUAAAUUAGCGGGUGCUAAAGCCCAGAAACAUAUGGCAACUCCAUUUAAGGGGGAAUUUUUCAUAGUGAAAGAGAGAGAUUGUAUGAGAAAUGAAACAUUUUGUUUUGUUUGGUUGGCUUGAAAUAUUUUACUCGCCUGAAAAUUCGUUUGAAUCGAACGCUCGAUACAACUGCACGUCGUUCUCCUGCGUUUUUAUACUUGUGUGUUGCCGAUAACGUUAUUUUGUUGGAAACGUCGUGUUGUGUUUUUUCUGUAAAAAAGUUUUUUUGUGUGUUUUUUUUUGCUGGCGUUUCUGGCAAUACAUAAAAAUUAAUACGAAAAAGAAAAUUUCUUAAAACGUUUGAAAAAAAAAAGUUAAAGAAAAAACCUUUUAAUAGCAAAAUUAAAGAAACUUAAAAGAAAAUAAAGAAAAUUAAUAACUAAAACUAUUUGAUAAAGCUACGACUUUUAGUUUUUAUAAUAAAAGUAAAGAAACUACGCACUAACUUUAAAAUUAUUUAAAUUUUUUUUAAACCAAGAAAUAAUUUAAAUUUAUAUACAAAAAACACUUGUGAAAGUUUAGUUUAGAGAGAAAGCUGUUAAAUUUGUUUGAAAUUUAUAAAUACCAUAAAAAAAUUUUUUCACAUUUUCCAAACAUUCGCGUGGAUCGACGACCGAUUGAAGACAAAAAAAAAAAAUAAAGCAUAAAAAGUGAGACGACGACCCAAACAACAACAAGAAUCACACAAUUAAACAACGUAUAGGGACAAAAACACUCUAGCACACGUUAACAACAAAAACAAGUCAAAAACAACAACAACAACUACAAACUACGAUAUUAACUUGGCUAAAAGUAAAAACAACAACAACCUAAUGUUUUGAAGCAUAAUAACAAAACACGCAAAACCACAAUAACGCCAAGAUACUAAAAGCAAAACAAAAAAAUACGGAGAAUAAAACUAAGAAACCUGGUCUCGUAAGCCUUUUUUUCUUACUUCCAAUAUACAAUUUUGUUGUAUCUUCUACAACAUAAAGGAACGGGAGGGCAAUAACAACACAUAUUCCCUAACAAAACUUUUAAAAGUACCACACACAAAAGGGAUAAAAACCAAGCCCCAGCAAAGUUGUUUUGAAAACAACAUCAUAAUCAUUUCAACAUCAUCAUUAUUAUUAUCACAGCAACUACAUCGCCUUAACAUAUUGAAUGACUUCUUCUUCUUCUUCAUCGUCUCAAUAACUGCACUAGUGUGUGUGUGUGUGUAUUUAUAUGGUAAAAAAGGCUGAUUUUAUGCAAGAAAGAAAAAUUAAUAUUUUUUUUUUAACAAAAAAGGAAUUAUAAUAAAUCUUGCCUGUGUUUGUGUGUGUGUGUGUAAUGUAAAGAAAAUAAGGCCAGCUGUUUAGCUAAGGAUUAGCAAAAGGAUAACAAGGACUUGAUUAACUACAGACAAGCCAAGCACAGACGGUGAAGAGCAAAAAUAUUAAUUUAAGUUUUAAAAAGAAAAGUGAUACAAUUUUUUUUAAACAUUAGACCAAGAAAUUUUAUUAUUAAUAACAAUUAAAAGAGUUUAUUUUUAUAAGUUUUAAUUUUUAGAAUUUUUUUUUUUAAUUUCAUUGUGAUACUUUUAACUUUUUUAUAAAGUUUAAUGUUAUAAUUUAACAUAAUUCCAAUUAUUUGUCAACACUCAAGUAAAUAUACCAAAAAAUUUUUUAAUUAAAAAAAAAAAAAACUAAACUAUUUUGUGAAAAGAAAUAAACCAAAUAUUGUUUAAAUUCUUAAAGUUAACUUAAAGAAUUGCACAUUAUAACCUCGAAAAAAACCAAGUGAAACUAAUUUAUUUUAUAUUUAAUUAAAUUCAUUCCAUUUUGGGUAAUUUUUGUAACAACUAAUUUAAAAAAAUUAACAACAACAUGUUGAACUUAACAACAAACUUAUUGUGGUAUUUAAAACCAAAAUUCCAUUUUUUGUUUAUAAGCUGCCUUUUAUUGUUACUCCAUCUAACACCCUCCACAUGGGCCUGUUCUAGUCGUUCUUUACCCAAACCUAGGCCAAUUAAUGCGCCCAUUACCACCAAGGCUCCAACAACUACUACGGCACGUACUACCACCACCAGCACUACCACCACUACUACUACCACUCCUAGGCCCAAUAUAACCUUCCCCACUUUCAAGUGUCCGGCCAAUUAUGAUGCCUGGUAUUGUCUCAAUGAGGCCACUUGUUUUACGGUCAAGAUAGGUGAUUCCAUUAUGUAUAAUUGUGAGUGCGCCAUUGGUUUUAUGGGUCCACGUUGUGAAUACAAAGAACUUGAUGGUUCCUAUGAACCCAAACGUCCUCGUCCCAUAUUGGAAAAGGCCAGCAUUGCCAGUGGUGCUACUUGCAUUUUACUAUUCUUGUUAUUCGUCUGCUUGACGCUAUAUCUACGUUAUGAUCAAAAAUCCGCCAAGAUUAUGUAUGAAGAAUAUGAUUAUACUUCAACUUUGGCCUACAACAAUUGUCGCUUUUGUACGGAUAAACAUUGCUGUUCGGCCGAUGAUUCUAAUAAUGAUAUGCGAUUUUUAUUGAAUAAGGAUGGUAAAGUUUCUUGGUUAAGGCAUCACAUUGAGGCAUUUCCCAUGGGCUUUUCUAGCAAACGUUUUAAUAAAUUGUAAAGUGCUGGAGAGGAAGUAAGGAGGAAGAAAAUUUUCUUAAAUAAAGGGCAGUUUAUAGAUUAGUAUUAAGAUUUGUGUGGAGCAUUACCUUUUAUGCAGUAUUUGCUAGUUUUUUUUAUUUUUAAAGAAAUUAUUUAGAAUUUUUCUUUAAAUUUUGGGAUUUUUAAUCAUGGAUUUAAAAAUACAGAUUUUUAGUGAAAAUUUGAAAUUUUAGUUAAAUUUUGAAAUUUUUGUUAUAUUUUGAAAUUUUAGUUAAAUUUUGAAAUUUUAAAAUUUAAGUAAAAAUUUGGAUUUUCUAAGAAAAUUUUGAAAUUUUAGUGAAAAUUUGGAUUUUCUAAGAAAAUUUAAAAUUUUAAUAAAAUUUAGAAUUUUUAGUGAAAUUUCGAAUUUUAUGUAAAAUUUUUGAUUUUUCGUGAAAAAUUUAAACCAACUAUAGAUCAGUUCUAGAUCAUUUCUAAUUGAGUUCAAGAUCAAUUCUAGAUUAAUUAUAGAUCAGUUUUAAAUCGGUUUCGAGUUCAGUUGUAAAUCAGUUUUAUUUUUAUAUCAUGAUUAUAAGUUCAGUUCUUGUUCAGCUCUUGUUCUAGCUCAUUUCACGAUCAGUUCCAGAUUAAUUCUACUUCAGUUACAGUUUAGUUCUAGUUUAAUUCUUUAAUGGUUCUAGAUCGGUUCUUUUAAUGGUUCUAGAUCGGUUCUUUUAAUGGUUCUAGAUCAGUUCUAGAUUAAUUCUAGUUUAGAUCUAGUUUAGGUCUAAUUCAGUUUUAGUUAAUUUCUAGAUCAGUUCUAGUUAAACUAUAGAUCAAUCCUAGUUUGGUUCUAGAUCAGGUCUAGAUUAAUUCUAGUUCAGUUUUAGAUCAAUUCUAGUUCAGUUCCAGUUCAGUUUUAGUUCAGUUCUAGAGUUCAGUACUGGUUCAGUUCUAGUUGAGUUCUAGUUCAGUUCUAGUUCAA
Lucilia sericata (common green bottle fly) is the source of this 3640-nucleotide messenger RNA. Its product is annotated as protein spitz-like. The transcript is spliced from 3 exons. Gene Ontology annotation, biological process: epidermal growth factor receptor signaling pathway. The record is from RefSeq and is a predicted model, not a curated record. The coding region runs from base 1958 to 2695 and encodes 245 amino acids. NCBI's taxonomy places the organism in Eukaryota, Metazoa, Arthropoda, Insecta, Diptera, Calliphoridae. Gene Ontology annotation, molecular function: receptor ligand activity; epidermal growth factor receptor binding.